This is a messenger RNA of Stomoxys calcitrans (stable fly), 390 nucleotides long. RefSeq names its product pupal cuticle protein C1B-like. The transcript is spliced from 2 exons. Bases 43 to 390 code for a protein of 115 amino acids. Lineage: Eukaryota; Metazoa; Arthropoda; Insecta; Diptera; Muscidae. The record is from RefSeq and is a predicted model, not a curated record.
UAUUCUUCGCAGAAUAUCAAAACCAAUUAAAUCACUUCCACAAUGUUCAAAUUGACCAUUGCCCUGUUCGCCAUCAUUGCCUGUGCUGCUGCCAAACCUGGUCUGUUUAGUACUCCUUUGGCCUACACAGCACCUGCUGCUGUAGUUGCUGCCGCCCCAGCCCCCUUUGUCACAGCCACCAGUAGUCAAGUGAUUGCCCGCAAUUACAAUGGCAUUGCUACUGCUCCAGUUGUUGCACCUGUAGUUGCCAAAACUAUUGCUGCUCCAGUGGCAGCUGCCUACACUGCCCCAAUUGCUGCCGCAUACUCCGCUCCUUUGACUUAUAAUGCUCCAUUAGCGUACUCAGCUCCCUUGGCCUAUGCUGCUGCACAUGCUCCUCUUUUACUAUAA